Molecule: messenger RNA, 4575 nt
Organism: Anolis carolinensis (green anole)
Lineage: Eukaryota; Metazoa; Chordata; Lepidosauria; Squamata; Anolidae
Gene: pnpla7
Product: patatin like phospholipase domain containing 7
Exons: 35
Coding region: 183-4172 (1329 amino acids)
Biological process (GO): lipid metabolic process
Cellular component (GO): endoplasmic reticulum
Molecular function (GO): phosphatidylcholine lysophospholipase A1 activity
Source: RefSeq, a predicted model, not a curated record
GGCCCCGCCCCAUGCUAUUUCACGGAAGUGACCCUCAGGGAAACUGUAGCUGGAGUUUUCCCUCAGAGCCAUGGCGGAAGUGGCCUCGGCCGCCCUUUCUUGACGAGGCCUGUGGAGCCUGAGCGUGGGCUGGGCCCCGGGCUCUCUCCUGAGGGGAAAGGGCCUUCUCCCCGCUCGAGGCCAUGGAAGGCGAAGCAGCCCCGCCCCAGGACCCGCAGGUCAGCAUUGCCUCCAGUUCAGACCUUACAAAGCGCGUCCUCCAGUUUGUGGAAGAUAGAAUGCAGACCACUAUGUUAACUGGAAUGGUGAUCGGGGCAGCCGUGGCCUUACUGCUCAUCGGGAUCGUGGUGUAUGUUGUUUAUAGGAAGGUGAAGGCUUCCAAGCAACCUCAGCCACAAGCGCCUCAGUACAGGUUCCGCAAGAGAGACAAAGUUAUGUUCUACGGCCGCAAGAUCAUGCGAAAGGUCACGACUCUGCCAAAUUCCCUGGUUGGAAACACAGUCCCGCGGCAACGGAUGCGGAAGAGAGCCAAAGUCUUGUCCUUGGCAAAAAGAAUCCUGCGUUUCAAGAAAGAGUCGCCCACGUUGCAGCCCAAGGAGCCGCCUCCGUCUCUGCUUGAGGCCGACCUCACGGAGUUCGACGUGAAGAACUCCCACUUGCCCUCGGAAGUCCUUUACAUGCUCAAAAACGUCAGGGUCCUUGGCCACUUCGAGAAGCCCCUUUUCCUGGAGCUCUGUAAACACAUGGUCUUUGUGCAGCUGCACGAAGGGGAGUAUAUCUUCCGACCUGGGCAGCUGGACAACAGCAUCUACGUGGUGCAGGAUGGAAAACUGGAAGUCUGCAUCCAGGAGAGUGAUGGCACAGAAGUCGUGGUGAAAGAGGUCUUGGCGGGAGACAGCGUCCACAGCCUCCUCAGCAUUCUGGAUGUCAUCACGGGUCACCCGGCGCCUUACAAGACCGUCUCUGCGCGAGCAGGAAUGCCUUCCACGAUCCUCCGGCUCCCGGCCAACGCAUUUCACGAUGUCUUCCAGAAAUAUCCUGAAACGCUUGUGAGAGUCGUGCAGAUCAUCAUGGUGAGACUCCAAAGAGUGACCUUCCUCGCUUUGCACAACUACCUGGGCUUGACCACUGAGCUCUUCAGUUCUGAGAGCCAGGCCAUCCCAUUGGUGUCCGUCGCGAGCGUCACGUCUGGCGGGAACACCAACAAAGCGGUGAAGCGACAACUGUCCAAUCUGUCGGAAGAGGACCGGACGGAGAAGCUGGAGAAACAAGGGACUCUCUCAGAGCCUGAUACAGGACGAUCUCCUGGGUCGGAAACUCCACUCCGAAGAAGUUCAUCUUUGACCUCUUCUUCUGGAUACACUGAUAUGUCCGGAACCCUGGCCGGGGCUAAAGCCGACUUGGACAUGGCCUACGAGAGAGCCAGGGUCGCCUCCACCUCCUCCUCUGCCGAGGUGCUUUCGAGUCCAGCUACAUGCAAGUCCAUCUUGAAGAAGACGGUGACGGUGACGGAGAUGCCCUCGGCGGUCUUCCACUACAUGCAGGACAACCUCUCCGUCCAGGAGCCCUCGACCAACAAGCACGUCGAUGCCAUCUUUGAAGCGGCAAAGAAGGAUCUCUUGACGUUGAUGAAGCUGGAUGACCCCCUUCUCUUAAAUGGGAAAGUCACUUUGCACCAGGUGACGGCUGGGACGGUGGUGUCAAGGCAAGGCGACCAGGAUGUCAACAUCCGCUUUGUCAUCUCAGGGAUGCUCCACGUCUACCAGCGGAAGAUUGACUCCGAGGAGGAGACCUGCCUGUUCAUCACCCACCCGGGAGAGCUCGUGGGUCAGCUGGCCGCCUUGACCGGGGAGCCCCUGAUGUUCACCAUCAAGGCCAACCGCGACUGCAGCUUCCUGGCCAUCUCCAAGUCACACUUUUACGAGAUCAUGCGGGAGCAGCCCACCGUGGUCUUGGGGGUGGCCCACACGGUGGUGAAGCGCAUGUCGUCUUUUGUGAGGCAGAUCGACUUUGCUCUGGACUGGAUGGAGGUGGAAGCCGGGCGGGCCGUUUACAGGCAGGGAGACAACUCCGACUGCACCUACAUCGUGCUGAACGGGCGGCUCCGCUCUGUCAUCCGGAUGGACGACGGCAAGAAGCAACUGACAGGCGAAUACGGCCGCGGGGAUCUCAUUGGCGUGGUCGAAGCUUUGACUCACCAGCCCAGAGCCACAACAGUGCAUGCCGUCCGCGAUUCGGAGUUGGCCAAGCUUCCCGAAGGUGCAUUGACCUCCAUCAAGCGCAAGUUCCCGCAGGUUGUGACUCGGCUGAUCCAUUUGCUGGGCGAGAAGAUCCUUGGCAGCCUUCAGCAAGGAGCUCACCCACUCGGUCUGCACACAGCGAGCAGCAAAUGGGACGCCAGCAACCCGGCCAGCAACCUCUCCACCGUGGCCAUCAUGCCCGUGUCGGAGGACGUGCCUCUGGCCACCUUCACCUUGGAGCUCAAGCACGCCCUCUGCGCCAUUGGCCCCACUCUGCUGCUCACCAGCGACAACAUCAAGCAGCAACUUGGCUCUGCGGCUUUGGACAGCAUCCACGAGUACCGGCUGUCCAGCUGGUUGGGCCAGCAGGAGGACAUGCACCGCAUUGUGCUCUACCAGUCGGACGGCACCCUGACGCCCUGGACCCAGCGCUGCAUCCGACAGGCCGACUGCAUCUUGAUCGUCGGCCUGGGAGAACAGGAGCCGACCGUCGGAGAGCUGGAGCGGAUGCUGGAGAACACGGCGGUCCGGGCCCAGAAGCAGCUGAUCCUGUUACACCGAGAGGACGGGCCCCUUCCUUGCCGGACCGUGGAAUGGCUCAACAUGAGGAGCUGGUGCUCGGCUCACCUCCACCUCCGCUGCCCUCGGCGGGUCUUCUCCCGGCGGAGCCUCCCCAAACUGAAAGAGCUGUAUGAACGGGUGUUUCAGAAGCCUCCGGACAGACACUCGGACUUUUCCCGGCUGGCCCGCGUGUUGACCGGGAACGCUGUUGCGUUGGUGCUUGGCGGAGGUGGAGCUCGUGGAUGUUCCCAAGUGGGCGUCAUCCGGGCCUUGAACGAAGUGGGCAUCCCCGUGGACAUGAUUGGCGGCACCUCCAUCGGGUCCUUCAUGGGGGCCCUGUACGCCGAAGAGCGCAGCUACACCCAGAUGCGGAUCAAGGCCCGGCAGUGGGCAAUGAACAUGAAUUCCGUCUUCAAAACGGUCCUCGACCUGACCUACCCCAUCACCUCCAUGUUCUCCGGGGCCUCCUUUAACAACAGCGUCUGCGACAUCUUCAAAGACAAACAGAUUGAGGAUCUGUGGAUCCCUUACUUCAUCAUCACGACAGACAUCACCGCCUCGGCCAUGAGAGUCCACACAGAUGGAUGCUUAUGGCGGUACAUCCGGGCCAGCAUGUCCCUUUCCGGCUACUUGCCCCCGCUCUGCGACCCAAAGGACGGGCACCUCUUGAUGGAUGGCGGGUACAUCAACAACCUGCCAGCCGACGUUGCGAGGUCCAUGGGGGCCAAAGUGGUCAUCGCCAUUGAUGUGGGCAGCCGCGACGAGACCAACCUCACCAACUAUGGGGACGCCCUCUCCGGAUGGUGGUUGUUAUGGAAGCGGUGGAACCCCUUGGUGGAGAAAGUCAAGGUCCUGAACAUGGCGGAGAUCCAGACCCGGCUGGCCUACGUCUGCUGCGUCCGGCAGUUGGAGAUGGUCAAGAACAGCGACUACUGCGAGUACAUCCGGCCGCCCAUCGACCGCUACGGCACCCUGGACUUUGGGAAGUUUGAUGAAAUCUGUGAAGUGGGAUAUCAACACGGAAAGACCGUGUUCAACGUCUGGUGCCGGAGCGGCGUCCUGGACAAGAUGCUGAAGGACAGGCAGGAGCUCUGUAAAUCCAAAACCUCAUCUCCCAUGACCUGCCCCACAACCUCCUUCACAGACUUAGCCGAAAUCGUCUCCCGGAUUGAACCAGUCAAGCCCGUUGUUGUGGACGAUGAAUCUGACUAUCAGACGGAGUACGAGGAGGAGCUCCUCGGCAGCCAUAAAGACGACUAUGCGGAUUUUCUGAGCAACCAGACGGGAGAGGACUCCGACUCUCAGGAUCCAGAGGUCCGGCUCCGGAAGCAUGCCGCCGCCAACAACCGGGACAGUGAGCCAACGGCAUGACGGAGCCGCACAAAAGUGCUUUGGGACUCUGAAAUGCGCCUUUUUGCAUCCCUGCCAUUACAAUCGUCCCUGGUCUCGAGACGCAACGGUGUCUUUUCCUUUCUUAUCGCCUCGAGCCAGGCUUGGCAAGAAGAAGCAAGCGAGUCGGGACAAGGUGGUCUCGUACAAGCCAUUUUUGUUUGGUUGGUGGUUUUUUGGAGGCCUUUUUGUGGCUCCCUGAACCUCCCAGGGGUCAAAAAUAUUCCCUAGCGGGCACGGAGAAAACACCUCUAUGAAUUCACCCUUCUCCUGACCGUUAUUCGGUCCAAAGAAGGCCUUUUCUUAACCCAGAAGUGACUUCUGGUUACUUGUUGUUAAAAUGGCUUAGAAGGACUGAAAAACAUGGCAAGAUUUGCCCACCUAA